AUGAGUCAUAAACAAGAAUUUUCAUAAACUCUUUGGGAUUAAUUCAAAUUAUCAAUAUUUAAGUAAAAUCAUUACAUGUAAGCUUAGUGUCGCUUAUUAAAUUGUAGGCCAAAACACCCAAUCUUUAUAAACCACAAUUUUAUUAUCUCUCAUUUAGUUUAUUCAGCUUAUAUAUUUACCCUUUUAAAUAUAACUUUAAUCGGCAUGGCAUAAUGUGGUUUUAUCAGGCGAAAUCCAACAGUUUCUGCAGUAUUUUACAGUAUUAAGAAUGUUAAACCAACAAAAAUCUUCGACUUACUUGCUUGGUUUGUAUAUUGCUAUUAGCGUGGUCCUAUUAAUUGCAGUGAUUGUAAUAUUGGCUUCCAUUCUCAAAUAACUAAUUAAUAACCAACUUUUGAGGGUGAUCCUAAGCAUAGCGAUGAAAUUGUUCAUGACGGCUGGAUUUGUUGAAAUCUUGAGAUUACAUUUAGGAGUAUUAUUCAUAUAUAUUUAUAAAUUUAGUUUUUAGUUUGUAAGCGAGAUAGCAAUGGUAACUUAAAAAUGUUGUACACAACAGACUAGGAAUGUUGGACAAGUGGUUACAUAAUGCAUGUUUGCGUCGUGAUAUUUUCAAUAACAAUCAUGUUCCUCAUAGUAGUAAUUGGAUCAAAACUCUUUAUUGAGAUUAGAAAUAAUAGAAAGAAUGCCUUUUCACAAAGAGAAGCAUAAACAUACACAUUCAUGUUUGUGCAUGCGUCACUCUCGAUGUUAAUAUAUUGUUUGCUAGAAUAACCAAAAUACUCUUUAGUUGUGAUUCUGAUCUAAGUUCUAACAAGUUUCUUAUUCUUUUACAAAAUUCGUUUAAAAAGACCAUUCUACAACAAGGUUGUUUAAAAACUCUGGUCUGCAAUUAGUGGCCUAGUUUUCUAUACUAAUUUUAUGCUAUUAACUGCAUUUACAUUUGAGCAUUUGAUCUUAAUAGGCACCAUUAAGGGUUGGUUGAUGACAGCUCCUAUGCUUUUGGUGAUUCUACUGCAAGAAUAAAGAUAAAAUAUCAAUCUGCUAUAGGCUAACUUGAUUCAAUAGCUCUCAAGUUAAGAAAUAAUAAGGCUAUCGGAAUUUUUGAUAGAACUAUGUGAGAGUUUUGAAAAGGAUUAAAAUUAGGAAAUUCUAAUGUUAGGAUUUUUGGAAGUCCACAAACAAACUUGUUUGAAUCCUUAAUGUGCAAUUAAGACAUCAUUUGAAUUGUCUAAGAAGUUUAAGGAUAACAGUAAAUAUACAGAUUAAAGAAUGAUUCUCAAAGAGAUUAUUGAUUAAACCUAUUAGGUUGCCCUCUAGAUUUACCCUCAAAGCAUUGAUAUAAGGCUCCACUAUUCCUCUUACUUAUUAGACACUUUGGAAUAAGGGUAGAAGGCAUUAAUUUAAUUGGAUAAAGCAGAAGCUUGUUGUCCGUCUUUUGGAUAACAAUAUUUGAUAUUCAAGAUGAGGAAAACUAUUGAUCAAUCCUAUCUAAAAUCUUCAAUAGCAGCAAAAGAAGUUACUUACAUUUAAACAAUAGACAGAAGCAUGAAAUAUUAGUAUCAAUAAAUUAAAUAGUUAACUGAAGAAUGCGCCUAUCGUAAAAUCUCAUUUUGGAAUACAUUACUGGAUGAAAAUCCAAAUUUAGCAAUGCUACUAAAAUAUGGUACUUAAAUUCUUUAAUCGAUUCAUUUAUUGAACAAAUAAUUGUUUAAGUUCCAAAGAAGUAAUCCUUAAGAUGCAUCAAUAUUUAAACUAUUAGAGAAAUUCAAUAGGCAUGUUCAUUAAUUAGAAUCCUUUAAAGUCGUACAAAAAGCAAAUAAAAAGAAAUUAAUCUAACAAUAGUCUGAACGUUAAUUUUUGAAAAAUCAAGAUGAAUUAAGCUAGUAUUCAUAUCCAGUUGUAGUUUUGGAAUUAUUUGGUAAGGCCAAUCAACCAUCAAUAAUAAGAAAUGUGAAUUAAGCUUUCCACUCGUUAUUAGGGUAUUCUAAGACUGAUGUCAUUGGCAAACCUAUAUCACAGAUUUUGUAAGACAAGUAAUUAAAUUAUAAGUAACUUAGAUACUGUAAAUUACACAGCGUUUUUGUUGAAGAUUACUUUUCUUAAUUAAGAUCAGAUCAAGUUUAUGAAACGUAAGAAAGAUCAUAAUUUUUGGUGUCUAGAACUAAUUAUAUUAUUUAGACUUUCAGCACUAACUCAGUUUACAUGUCUGAUAAAGGGAUUUUUUAAUUUUGCAGACUGAGAUAAGAUUAGUGUUACAAUAGUUGUGCAUUCUUAAUUUUUAAUCUUGAUGGCAAAAUAGAGAGCAUUUCAGCAUCCUGCAUCUCUAUUCUUAAUUUAGACUUACGACAGUUGUAAAUUCGACAACUAACAAUAUAAAAACUAUUCCCAAUUCUUAUGGAUAACAUGGAUGAUUAUCUAAAUAAGAUGAAUGUGAUUGUUUUUGAAAAUUCUAUAACUUCUCUAACUAAAAGUUCUGAUUUUGAUGAAAAGUAAAAUGAUUAGAUUACUCCUUCAAUAUAUUAUGGAUAAUUAUAUGAAAUAUCUGCUAAAAAUUAUUAAUUUACUUAAUAGGAUUUGAGACAAUAGAUCUAUGGAUAUUAUUUAAAAGUUUAAAUAAAUGAACCAUUAGCACCCAAGGAAAAAUAUCUUAUCAAGAAGAAUAUCCUUACUCAUUAAUUUAAAUAUUCUAUUGAAUAAAACUCAUAUAUCUGUAUUUUCUAUUAUCUUUAUUAUUUUAGUUGAACAUUUAGGUUAAUAAACAUCCAAAUAUGAAUCUAUCAAAAAUGAUAGUGAAGUCUAAGAUGAACCAAAGGUUUGUGUAUUCACUCAAUAAAGUUUUCAAAAUAGAAAAUAAGCUUCUGUGACUAUUGUAACAUAAUAAGGAUUAGGACAUGAUAUCAGGACUUUAAGAUUGUUUCAAGGAGAAAUUAAGGAGAUAAUUGAUCUAGAUUAAGAUGAUGAAGACGAGGAAUAAAUAAGAGAAUAAACUUAAAAAUUAGAAAUUUAAGAAUAAAAAGAACAGUCUUAAUAAAUCAAAAUAUCAAAUCAGCAAGAGUUAAUCAUUCGUCUCUUGAAUGUCCCUUACUCUCCAAUUCUCAAGAAACUCAUCUUAGUUCUAAAUACUUUGAUGAUUGUAAUGUUUGUUAUUGCUAUUGCGAUGUACUUGAUAAUAAAUCAGACUCAAAGUGAAUUUUAGGCUGCAAUCACUCUUUUAACAGCCUCUAAUUAAAGAUUUGCAUCUAUACUAAAGAUUUAAUCAAAUCUUUAGGAUUUAAGAGGCUCCUAUUUAAAUCUUGAGCAAUAUACUAUGAAAGCCACAAACGGUAGGUUUGCAGAAAUAAAUUUUGUUGAGCUUAGUAAUGAAUUAGAUAUUUUAUUAGCAAAUGAUUACAUUUUAACAUCAGCCAAUAUUCUGAUAAAUGAAAAAUAUUAACCUAUUUUAGAUUAGUUUUAAUCAGCUUUUGUAUAGAUGGCUACAACUGAUAAUUAAUAUCACAAUUUUACUUACCCAUAGGCUAUUUAAUAAAUGAUAGCAAAGGCCAUCACAUUAAAUGGCUCAGCAUUGUCAAGUUUUGUCGAUGAUAAUGAAGACUUUCAUUAUUAUCUGCACAAUACACUUAACUCAUUGCCAAAGUCUCAAUUAGUUUCAUAAGCUUAUUACUAUUCAAAUAUUCUAAGUUUAAUUGAUAAUCUUUAUUUUGAAGAAAUCUCCUUUUUUUCUAUUUAGUUAUGUUGUCUAACAUUGAUUUUAUUGUUUUUUUAAUUAUACCUAUAUUUUCAUCAAAAAGAGCUUAAGGAGAUUAUUUCUUUGUAUUUAAUGAUCAGAGAAGAAUAAGUUAAAAAGAUUGUAAAUCAAUUUUAAACUUUUAUAUAAUUGUUAUAAAUGAAUGAAAAUGAUGAUGUAUUGAAUUUGUUAAUUAAAUAGAUUGAAUCGAUUGAAGAAGAACCUGAAGCUUAAGAUGAGUAAGAAUUCUAUUUAGGAUAAUCAAAUAGAAAUAAAAAAAAGAAAUCAGUUUUUGAAAUUAACAAUUACAAAAGAGUACAAUUUAUCUCCUUGUCAUUUUUGAUUCUACUGUAUUCUUUUUUUUCUUACCUAUACUUUUCAGCGACUGUAAAAUCUUUAAUCUAUAAAUUAGAUAAUUACUGAUUAAACGAACUCUUUAGUACCUUUGGUUAACUUAACAUCCUAUCUGCCUAUACAAUAUAGGUUGAUAGACAAUAGUAUUAAAGAGAUGCUUUAUGAUGAAAAUGCAGUCUUAUUUGAUGAGCUUAAUUCAAUAACUAAAUUACAAGCGGAAUUGGAAGGGGUCAAAAAUUUGGAUGCUCAACUUCAUGUGUUGAAUUAAGAAAAUGAAUAGAUUCUAUCAGAUCAAUAUAAAUAGAUAUUCAAUGAAAUUUACAUCCAAAACCCAUGCGAUAUCAUAUUGGCGUAUGAUCCAUCAGUGAAUUCAUCUGCAUGUUUGUCAUUCAACAAAAACAUUUUGUAAGAAGGAUUAUCAAUCGCAAUAACAAAUUUCUUUGAAAAUGCUGAAAACAUAUUGCAAUAAUAUUCUUAUUAUGAUAAAAAUGCUGUAUAUAAUAAUUUAACCUUUAAUAUCAGCACAAAUCAUAGAAGAAAUUACACUCUUAAUAUUUUUAACACAAGAAUUGGUAAUGCAAAUAGAAAAAUGCAAAAGGUAUUUAUCCGAAUAUGCCACAUGUAAUUAUCAAAUGAAUUGGAAAGUUAUUUAAGUUAGCAUUAUUCCAAUUUGGAACUAUAAUUCACUCUGCUUUUCAUGAUUUUUUGUGUGAUAUCAAUUCUAGUAUAUUUUGUGAGUUGGAUUCCACUGCAAACUAAAUUCUAUUAUGAAACUAGAAGGGCCAGAGAAAUAUAAUCACUUAUUCCGUUGGAUCUUUAUAAUACUUGUUAAUCCUUGCAAGUAUAUCUUCGAUGGAUUAAAGAAAAUUGA
Messenger RNA from Paramecium octaurelia, 4949 nucleotides. The record is from the annotation of a GenBank genome assembly. NCBI's taxonomy places the organism in Eukaryota, Ciliophora, Oligohymenophorea, Peniculida, Parameciidae.